AUGCGCCUUUCGCUAACAAACUCGGCGACGAGAUCGCCCUCGUCUGUGGGUAUAAGCAACGCGGAUCCACCGGUCCGAAACGCUAACAGUCCUCGAAACUGGCGUUGGAAGUCGGAACGACCAGAAACAACGCGUACAGGGAGCUCGAAAGACGCUUUGGAAAUAGACGGAGAUCGAGGAGGCGAUCCUCUGCUCCGGUUGGCAUCCGCCCGCUACUCGACUUCUUGUUUCAUUCAACUAACCGCCUACUUAAUUAAAACGGCAUUAAGACAGAGUCUCGGUGUUUGGAAUAUGGAUCGUAAAAUGUUUUUCGCAUUGAUGCUAUACAUUUUGGGGACUGUUUGUCCACCAUCUUCGACGGGUGCACCGGAGCCUCCAUAUGACCCAAGGAUUGCGCUUGUAGAAAACGGCAGUCUCACGGAAAACUGGAGCGAUAUUUUGCCGCAGUCUACGGAAAACGUAGAUUUGAGCGGUCUGGGUAUAGCAACAGUGGAGCUGAACACGUUCGCAAAAUUCGAUGAAUUGCACGCCAUCAAUUUAUCUUCGAAUGAAUUAUCGUCAGCGAGUGACAUAGCAUUCGCAGUUCAGCGCGUAAAGCCGCUGACUUUGGACUUGUCCCACAACUACUUAGGCCUCACGAUGUACAAAGAGAACACGCUGCUUCUAUUCGACGCGAUCAAGUACUUUUGGUCCGUCAACUUGUCGCACAAUAGCAUACAUGGACUGGAGAUCGACUUUGACAUAGUUCACCUGAAUUUGUCGAACAACGAGAUAAAGUGCCACAACAAAAUUAAACGAAAUCGUUUUCACAGCGAUGAAAUAUACGUUGCGACUUUAGACCUUUCUCAUAACUUGAUCAAUUGUCAGUCAAGUCUAUUAUCAGUGCACAUCAGCAAGCUCGACAUGUCGUACAACAAACUCGAUGGCAUAGGACCGGAACUUUUCAAGGAACUGAGAGGCUUGGUCGAACUAAAUCUUAGUCACAACAGCAUUCGAUAUAUUCAUCCACGUGCCCUCGUGAACAAAAUAUACCUGACCAAGUUGAAUUUACACUCGAAUCAUUUGAGAAACAUCUACAGUGUAGUUUUCCGUUCAACUUUCAGUUUAAUAUUUGUUGAUUUGUCAGGAAACAGGCUGACCUACGCGAAUUGGUGCGACAUUUACUCACCACUUGAAAAUACGUCAUCCCCGGAAGUCGGGGUUUACGUUAUUGAUGACAGCGAUAAGCGAUAUCAGUUUAUGACCAAAGAUAUAAAUUAAUAACAUACUGAACUUCGAAUUUUUAAUUGCCCAAAAAGAACA
Messenger RNA from Diprion similis, 1302 nucleotides. RefSeq names its product protein artichoke-like. The record is from RefSeq and is a predicted model, not a curated record. The coding region runs from base 1 to 1260 and encodes 419 amino acids. The transcript has 2 exons. Gene Ontology annotation, molecular function: protein binding. Lineage: Eukaryota; Metazoa; Arthropoda; Insecta; Hymenoptera; Diprionidae.